Molecule: messenger RNA, 1610 nt
Organism: Orcinus orca (killer whale)
Lineage: Eukaryota; Metazoa; Chordata; Mammalia; Artiodactyla; Delphinidae
Gene: LIME1
Product: Lck interacting transmembrane adaptor 1
Exons: 4
Biological process (GO): B cell receptor signaling pathway; regulation of MAP kinase activity; regulation of phosphatidylinositol 3-kinase/protein kinase B signal transduction
Cellular component (GO): B cell receptor complex
Molecular function (GO): protein kinase binding
Source: RefSeq, a predicted model, not a curated record
UCUGAUGACCCUCUUGCACCCAGGUAGCGGGCACAGAGGCAGCUGUCUGGGCCACAGAGCAGUGUAAUGCCAGCAGAAGCGUCACUGCUGAGACGACCCUACCACUGCUCCCUCGGCAAGUCGGACACCAGACUGCACGAGCUGCACCGCAGCUGGCUCCGCAGCAGAGCCCCACAGCCUGCCAGCAUGGAUCUGCGCCCACAAUGGCUGGAGGCGUCCAGAGGCACGACGUCCAGGCCCCCGGCAGCCUUCCCACACCAGGAGCUGCCCCUGGUCACGCCCUCCACCGGCCCUGAGGCCACCUAUUCCAACGUGGGGCUGGCUGCCAUCCCCAGGACUGGGCUGGCAGUCACCUCUGGGGUGUGGGCAGGGGCACAGCUGACCAGCAGCUGUGCCAGGCCCGGUCCCGAGGCCAGACCCGUGGGGGCUGAGUAUGCGUGUGUCCAGAAGCUCAAGGGAACAGAUAGGGGCCCCCGAGGCCUGGAGCACAGGAAAGCUGAGGCGACCCCAGCUGCUCAGGUGGACAUCCUGUAUUCCAGGAUCAGCAGGCCUAAAAGGAGGGACCCAGGACCUUCCACAGACCAGCCAGGCCCCAAGGGUGGGGAAGCGAGUUUGGCUCUGGGGAGGGACCUGGCCUACGAGGUCCUCCCUCUCAGGGGCCUGGGCGUGGACAAGAGCCUCCUGGAAAACGUGUAUGAGAGCAUCCAGGGGACGGAGGCCCCCGGGCACCUGGAACCCCCCAGCUCCAACUCCUACCAGGAGAGGACAUGUGCAGGGCAUGGAGACCCCCUGCUUCCUGUCUAAGCCUGGGGAGGGGUCUUCAUCCCCUCUGCCCUGAACACCCAGGUACAGAUGAUCCUUCCUCCAGAGUGGGGUGCGACCCCUCACUUCCCAGAGUCCCCUCCCCCACACGCGGCUAACAGCACGCAUUCCGGAUAGCAGUGCUGUCAGCCUAUGGGGUCCCUAGGGUCCUGGCUGCCAUGUCCUCUCUAGGGCAGGGUCUCAAUAAAGCCCCAGCUCAGGGAGCAUGAACACUGCUAUACCUCAGCCUGCUCUUCUUGAAAGCCUGGGAGGCUUGGCGGGGUGGCGUCUGGAAGGAGUGAAAACCUCUCCUUGGGAAUGGGCUUCCUCCCGCUGGGGGUGCUGGGUACCUGCGCCCUGUCACCUGGGGCCGCCGGCUGGUCGGGCUCAGAAGACCGAGUGGGGAGGGAGGCAAGCCCUGGCGGGCGGUCCUCAGGCCGAGGGGCUCCUCCGAGCGGUGAGCCGGCCCACAGGGUGGCUACCCCAAGGUGGGACCUGAACCCUGAACGACAGGGAAGGCUCCGCCACCCAGCCCCUGGAGUUACAUAAGGGGCGCGGGAGGUGGGCAGUCGUGCGUUAAAGAAUAACCUGCUCCCGGGAAGGCCGCCAAGGAGACGCGGCCUCCUCCCGGUUCCGGCAGCUCGCGCAGGGGCAUCCCUCGAGGAAGCCGGCCCGCCCCGGCGACGGGGGCGCCGGGGCGGGGGCCGUCGGGCGGGCGGGCGGCAGGAGCCGGGCCCCCUCCCGGAGCGGCGCGGGAGCGGCCAGCGCGGGAGCAGCCGGCCAGGGGCGGGGUGUGGCCGCGGGGCGGU